Anisakis simplex (herring worm) is the source of this 1849-nucleotide messenger RNA. NCBI's taxonomy places the organism in Eukaryota, Metazoa, Nematoda, Chromadorea, Rhabditida, Anisakidae. The record is from the annotation of a GenBank genome assembly.
UUACGUGAAAGCAGAAGAUUGGAAGAUAGCCGGCAAGAGUCUUGAGCAGAAAGAAUUUGUGCAGUUGGAUAUCGAUAUCAAUCGCGUCGUAUUUGAUCAUCACUGGCUAUUCAGUAAAGAGGAUACGAUCUGUAGCGUUAUACGAAAUCUGCAUUCAACUCAAACGUUGAGAGCCGAAGAAUCGCUAGUGUUGCUCAAAAGUUUAAUUAAUGAAAAACAACAUGCGCAACGAGCUGAUCCAUCUGAUACGGAACAGCAAACAAGAAUUAAAGCAAACGUUGCCGAUCUGGUGGAUGAUCUGGAAGAGAAGCAAAGCAAUUACAUUCGACUAGGACAAUUGAUUGAUGAAAAUUGGCAUCGAUUGCGCUUCCUCAGACAUGAGCAGGGAUUUUCUUCCACGACUCUCACCGUUCAGAAAACAAUUUCUACUGCGCAAGAAAUGGCUGAUUUAAAUUUAUCGAAUCUCUCCGAACAUCUUCAAGAAUUCACUCGAAUACCUGUUUAUACAUUGUUAGAAACGAAUCCUCUGACUGAAGAAAGACCAAAAGAAGAAAUGCAACGUUUGGCACUAAUAAAUAAGUGCCAUAUUCAAAUGUUAAUUCACUUCAACGACAUCCUUGUUUGCAAAACAAAAUUCCGAGCGAUCGAUGCGAACUUUUCCGCUGUUUUUGGACAAAUCUAUAACUUACAGAUUCAUGAGAUUCCGCAGUCAGUCACAGUUACUUUCAUUGAAAAAGCACCACGAAUAGAUUCGAGGAUUCUUGCAAAAGUUGGAUUACCGCUACCGGAUGAAGAUAAAAUAACCAGUGCGGAUGCACCACUGGAAAGUAUUCAAUUUGCUAGUGAUCUAGUUAUUGACAGGAUGUUUUCGGCUGUUGGUAGUGGUGCACAAUCACCGUGCAUUGCUGGUAAACUAUUCUGCAAUGUAUCAUGGGCACAACGCGGUAUUCGCACGAGUAAAGCUGCGAACAUUCGAGGUUUGUUUAAACUGAACCAACAACAUCAACAACAACACGAUGCGCAUUUCGACUUGAUACCGAAAGCAGUUCGACUGUGCACUGAUGAGGAAUUUGAAUCAGAUUUGAGGUUAGAGGUAUUGAAGCAACGAAGUGAAAGAAAACUUGCAAAAAACAGGAAUACAGAACGCGUUCCAUUGAUGUCUUCUGAAAUUGAUCCUCAGAUUAUGUCGAAGAAUCAAGAAAAAUUGGAUGAUCAGUUCGACUUCACUAGUGGUAUUGAAGCGCAUCGAAUUACCGGCAGCCAGUAUGCAGCCAAAAUAAGGAGGCAACUUCUUGACCGUUUUGCAAACGAAGAACGAAUCCAAAGUAUGAGCGAGAUCGUUCGUGAAGAACCGAUACCGACAAUAUUCAGCGCAUUUGGUGCACUAUUUGCACCGAUGGAUACAUCGCGAAAAUUGAAACCGAUGAGGCGAGUAGAUGCGGGACAACAGUUUAUUCCUGGAAUUCGUUAUCGAAUUGCUGUGAACAUUCAAUCUGCAGUGAAUCUUUCUGAGCGACUCAAUGGUGGCUUGCAUCCUCUCGUUGAAGCAUCAUUUCAGCGAAUGCGAGAACUGGAGAAGGACUUCAAAUCAAUCGUUGAUUCACUGGAACUGAAUAUCUACGAUCAGAUCGUGAGCAAGUUGUACAGCGAUGAUCGUGAACCAAACUCUCUUCAUGAGCAACUCGAAAAGCAUUUGAUUGGCUCUGCAAGAAUUCCUUUCUCUGCACUUCUUUGCAACUCUAAAAUUGAUGGCUAUCUUCGCAUUCAGAAACCACUCUUUUUAUCGUCCUACAAGUUUGUUUGUCGAUUCAUUUAUAAUUUAAUCACUGCCGAAAACUUAAUUUCAUAA